This is a messenger RNA of Carlito syrichta (Philippine tarsier), 2790 nucleotides long. RefSeq names its product zinc finger protein 212 (gene ZNF212). Lineage: Eukaryota; Metazoa; Chordata; Mammalia; Primates; Tarsiidae. The transcript is spliced from 5 exons. Gene Ontology annotation, biological process: regulation of DNA-templated transcription. The coding region runs from base 127 to 1617 and encodes 496 amino acids. The record is from RefSeq and is a predicted model, not a curated record.
CAGAAUGCACCUUGUAUCAACACCGCGGCGGUGGCGGCUUCCAGGAGGCUCUGGGGCGGCUAGAGGGCUGGCACGCCGCCCGAGGACUCUCAGGCGCUGGCCGGGUGUUGAGGGGCGACUGGAGUCAUGGCGGAGUCGGCGCCCGCUCGGCACAGGAGAAAGCGACGCUCCACACCAUUAGCUUCUUCCACACCUCCUUCACAAGCAACAGAAAAAAGCUCGUAUUUUCAGACAACUGAGAUCUCACUCUGGACCGUGGUGGCUGCUAUUCAGGCUGUGGAGAAGAAGAUGGAGUCCCAGGCUGCCCGGCUACAGAGUCUGGAGGGGCGGACAGGAACAACCGAGAAGAAGCUGGCCGACUGUGAGAAGACAGCUGUGGAGUUCGGGAACCAGCUGGAGGGCAAGUGGGCCAUGCUGGGGACCCUGCUGCAGGAGUACGGGCUGCUGCAGAGGCGGCUGGAGAACGUGGAGAACCUGCUGCGCAACAGAAACUUCUGGGUCCUGCGGCUGCCCCCAGGCAGCAAGGGGGAGGCCCCCAAGAUGUCCAGGUCACUGGAGAAUGAUGGCGUCUGUUUCUCUGAGCAGGAGUGGGAGAAUCUGGAGGACUGGCAGAAGGAGCUCUACAGAAAUGUGAUGGAGAGCAACUAUGAGACACUGGUCUCUCUGAAGGUCCUUGGCCAGCCAGAGGGAGAAGCGGAGUUGGGUACAGAGAUGCUGGGUGACUUGGAGGAGGAAGGCCCUGCUGGUGCCCACCCAGCAGAUGGGGUCAUGAUCAAACAGGAGCUACAGUACACGCAGGAAGACUCUGCAAAUCUCCCUGGAGAGUUCUCGGGCAUCGCUGAAGAGCAGGCUUUCCUGAGCCCGGAGCAGACUGAGCUCUGGGGUGGUCAGGGCAGUUCUGUCCUCUUGGAAACAGGUGCUGGGGACUCUAAUCUAGAGGAUCCUGUUGAGGGCAGUAGAAACCCUAACAGUGGCAGAACUCUGGGCUGCCCAAGGCAGAAAUCUCAUAGACAGGCACAGCUGGGUCAGGAAUGUGGGCAGGGCCUGAAGCUGAAAAGGGACGCUUCUGGCCCCUACGAAUGUUCUGAGUGUGAGAUCAGCUUCCGCUACAAGCAGCAGUUGGCCACACAUCUGCGGAGCCAUUCGGGGUGGAAGUCUUACACACCUGAGGAGCCAGAGGAGAGCCUUAGGCCCAGGCCACGGCUUAAACCACAGACCAAGAAGGCCAAGCUACAUCAAUGUGACGUGUGCCUGAGGAGCUUCAGCUGCAGGGUGAGCCUGGUGACCCACCAGCGCUGCCACCUGCAGGAGGGGCCCAGUGCUGGCCAACGUGUACAGGAAAGGUUCUCACCUAACAGCCUGGUUGCCCUGCCUGGCCACAUCCCUUGGAGGAAAAGCCGAAGCUCCCUCAUCUGUGGAUACUGUGGCAAGAGCUUCAGCCACCCGUCUGACCUGGUACGGCACCAGCGCAUCCACACAGGUGAGCGGCCUUACAGCUGCACCGAGUGUGAGAAGAGCUUUGUCCAGAAGCAGCACCUCCUACAGCACCAGAAGAUCCACCAGCGGGAGCGGGGCGGGCUGGCCCUGGAGCCUGGAAGGCCCAAUGGCCUGCUUUAAGGAUGCCUGCCCCUCGCCCGUCCGGGGGGCGGAGGGGGGUGGCAUUGGUCCCCCCGAAGAGACACUGUGCAGAGUCAGGGACUGACUUCCUCCUGAGGGGAGUUGCUUCUGAUUUGCCUUCCCUUGUCCAAGUACCAAGCCAAGCUCAAAGGCUGUUCUGAAAACCCUGUGGAAGAGGAAGAGUCCAGGGCCAGGUCUUUACUCUGCUGUUGAGUUUGCUGUUUCUUGGCACCUUCAGGUCUCUGGUUUUCCCAUCCAUGCGGAUGCUUGUGGGCUGGGAUUGGCCUUCUGACUCUAUAGGGACUGAUGGCUGGUUUGCGGUCUUGUCCCAGCAUUUCAUGUCUUCCCAUGGGGUUGAGUCAUGCCACAGGGGAAUGUGGAAAAGUUCUGGGAAACAUAACCUCCAUUUCUUCCUUUUUUGUAGUGUCUUUGUUAAUAACAAGUAGAAGAAAUAAUUUAAACAAACUGAUUACUCUGCCCUGAAGAACCCUUUUUGAAAUUAGAUUUUAGUUGAUUUUUAAAGAAUACAGCCCAACACUUGUUUUUUAAAUUUCCAGAGUUGUAGAAGUUGUUCCUAACAUGGGGACUGGGCCUACCCUCUAGGAGGGAGUUGCAUAUGGGGCUCUUUCAGCCCAUCCACACUUACUUAGGCUGGAGAGCAGGGGGCAUGGUACUGGGCUUCCUCUUUUGGGGGUGCAUUUUGAACGGGGCUGUUUUAAAAGAACCAAGAGGAAGAGUCAGAGGGGGAGACCCUGCAGCCCCUGCUGGAAAGAAAAAUUCCAGUGAUGUUGCUGAGAGUAGGGCUCUGGUUCUGGGAGUUUAGGUGUGAACCCUCUCUCCUGCCCACCCUGUCCUUUCUGUGGUUCUGCAGCCUCCCAGAGUAGAGACUACUUUGUUACUUAAGGUCAUUCAGCUUGUACCAGUGGUUAUUUGAGUUUGUUCCCAUUAAGAAGUCUUUACUUGAGGCUAUGCAGAUUAUACUUCCAAAUUCAUUCUGGGAUUGGCCAUUCCAGAAAUGAUAGAGAAGAAGCACGCAGAUGCUUGUCUCUCAGGAGUGUUGGAUAUUCCCUGGCAGUCUGGGGAGAUGGGAGAGGGCUCCUGGAUCAUUGUGAAUGUCCCCUUGGAUAAUUUGCAGUUGCCUAGAAUAAAACUUGCUACUAGUGGGGAAAAAAA